UUCUUAUUCUUCUGUGGGAGUGUGUCUGUGGGAGCGAGUUAUGAAAGCUUUGGUUAUGCGAGCGGCUAAUUUCUUUUAGUGUUGCUAUUGUUUUGCUUUAGCACCACCACCGCCCAAGAGGAAGUGGAGAGCCGUAUCAAGACUGAGCACAUUUCCCGUUCAUGCUGUCUUGGGAGGACCUCAUAGGGUGGCUAAGAAAAUAGGUGGUGGGUUAACGAGUCAGUGAGAGCUGGGGACAUUGAUAGAGUCACUGCUGAUGAACACAAGGCAGAAGAGAGAGACAUGGACUACUGGACUGGAUUAUGUUUUGUCAACUUUCUGAUUGUUGUCUCCGGCUCCCCUGAUUCUACUCAUUUCUACUCUGUAGAUUUGGACAUGCAUCCGUUUGAAGCUGCUCAGACUUUAUGUGCAUCUGAUGGGUCUCUGGCUAACAUGCCCGACAGUGAAGAAACUUCAAAGAUUCUGAAAGUCAUUCAGGGCAAAGGAGACAACACCUCUACUUCAUUCUGGAUUGGCCUGAAAAAAGACAAGAAAAAGUGUGUUCAGAAAGAUUUUCCACUUAAGGGUUUCCACUGGAUUGUAGAUAACAGCACUAAAUCUGAUCUUGAAUGGAAAGAAGAACCAAGUGGUACUUGCACAAGUGCACUUUGUGGAAUACUUUCUGUGGAGUACAGAGGCUCUACAAUAGCCAACUGGGGAUUAGCUGCUAAGUCCUGCACCAAGAAAUUUCCCUUUAUUUGCAAACAUAAAGGAUUGAGUAAGAAUAUCGCAUGUUCUUCUCAACCACUGAUAUUCGGCCGUCAUGACAUCACAAACAAAAUGAUGGAUCCGUCUACGCUCUGGGUUUCUUGCAAUGGCACAGACACGUUCACGCUGACUUGUUCAAAGAGUACUGGUGAAUGGAAACUGGUAGGUGGAUCAGAGACAGACAUAGAAGGACUUUGUCUCGAAUGUGAAAAAGGCUACAAAAAAAAUAAAGAUGGAAUCUGUGUGGAUAUAGAUGAAUGUAAGCAAUCCAAUAAUUGUAAAUUCAAUUGCAUUAAUACACAAGGCUCCUAUAGCUGUUUGUAUGUUGAUGAUAUGAACAAUGUUCAUAGUGAAGACUCAGAAAUAUUCAAGAAAACACAAACAGCCACUGAUGCCACUAACAAAGUCCAGGAUAAACCAACCUCCUAUUUCAUGGACAAGAAGUAUCCUCCUUCAUCUCAACCAGCCACUUACAGUACUACUGAAAGUGCAGUUCUUAUUGAGCAAAGCACUGGAGACCUGUCAAAUAUUGUCUUCCCUCUAAUUAUAGCUUUGCUGAUCUUUGUGGUGCUGGUCGUGAUUAUUGUGGCCAUUGUGAAAUACUGCCUCAUGAGAAGUGCUAGGAAACAGGCAAAGAAAAGGGCAGCAGCCUUGAAAGAAUCAGUUGCUCUAAAUGGAUCAGACUCUAUGGAAAAAGUGAAUGAAUAAUCGGCUAAGCAAAUGUCUUGACUGAAACGACAGACAUGUCUUUGUGUCCACAUGGGUUUUUUCUGGGUUUCUCCUGUUUCUAUCCAUAUCCCAAAACGUGCUAGUAGAUUGGCUAGUUUAAAUAGCCCCUUUAAGGUAUGAAUGAGUGAAAAUAUAUGUGUGUGUGUGUGUGUGUGUGUGUGUGUGUGUGUGUGUGUGUGUUCCUGCCUCACACCCAAUAUUCCCAGGAUAGGCUCUGGAUCCACUGCCACCCUGACCGGGAUAAAAAGGCUAAAGAAGAUGAAGGAAUGAAGAAACAUAAAAUAUUGUGAAAGAACUCAGUGGUCUCACUGGAAAUACCUAAAAGGCACUGAAUAUAUAUAUAUAUAUAUAAGCUUACCAUUUCUGUUUAAUGCUUGCUUUUAUUUUAUUUUUUAUUCCUGAAAUCAUGCUUUUAGCUUUGUUUUAGGCAGAUAUAAAUUCAAAAGUUUUUUAUGAGAGGUGUAAUUUGAGAGAGAUUUGAGUUGGCUACCUUAGAAUGAAUGUGUUUGUAUGAAAGUUCACAGGUCUUGCAACGAUCUAUAAAGUGAUUUACUUUUUUAUGUCUGAA
Molecule: messenger RNA, 2044 nt
Organism: Pangasianodon hypophthalmus (striped catfish)
Lineage: Eukaryota; Metazoa; Chordata; Actinopteri; Siluriformes; Pangasiidae
Gene: clec14a
Product: C-type lectin domain containing 14A
Exons: 1
Coding region: 283-1455 (390 amino acids)
Biological process (GO): positive regulation of axonogenesis
Cellular component (GO): cytoplasm
Molecular function (GO): calcium ion binding
Source: RefSeq, a predicted model, not a curated record